GAAAGGCAGGUGAGUUAAUCCAGCAUUUAUAUUAUCUGUCAAAACGUCUCAGUCAGAAGAGAUAAAGUUUGAAAACGCAUCAGCUUGAUUCUCCAGACUGACUGAAGUCCAGAAGAUGAGUGUUUGUGUGGAGGAAGAGGAGGACAGAGCAGAGUCUGCAGCAUCCAGCUGUCUGUCUAUGAAGAGUGACCGGUCCAAAGGUCUUGAUCCUCCAUCCUUCAGUCCUGAACCUGGACCCUCGGACACAAAAGUUCAGUCCAAGAGACGGAGUGCAGAGUCUGCAGUAUCCAGCUGUCUGUCUAUGAAGAGUGACCGGUCCAAAGAUCUUGAUCCUCCAUCCUUCAGUCCUGAACCUGGACCCUCAGACACAAAAGUUCAGUCCAAGAGACGGAGUGCAGAGUCUGCAGUAUCCAGCUGUCUGUCUAUGAAGAGUGACCGGUCCAAAGAUCUUGAUCCUCCAUCCUUCAGUCCUGAACCUGGACCCUCAGACACAAAAAAGAGGAAGAGGAGUCCUGUUCCUGUGGAGGAGCAGCCGUCCUGCUGUGCUUUGUGUCAGGACGUCCUGAAGGAUCCAGUCUCUACCAGCUGUGGACACUGGUUCUGCAGACAGUGCAUCACCUCAUACUGGGACCAGUCUGCUUCAUCAGGAGACUCCUCCUGUCCCCAGUGUGGAAAAAGAUCCAGAACCAGAGCUGGACUGCAGACAGCCAGUCAGAGCAGCUCUGUACAAAGUAAGACUGUUCAUCUGUCUGCUGAUGUCAUAAAGAGGAAGAAGCACAAGUACGAUGAGGGACAUGAGACGAGUCCACAGGAGCUGACGGAGGCUGACAGGAAGGUUCUUCUGAAGCUGGGGAGGCUGGCGUUUGAACAGCUGGAGAAAGGAAACAUCAUCGUUCAGGAGUUUCUGGCUGCAGUCUACAUGUUCCACUGUCACACCAGCAGGAACACAGAGGUACUGAAGGCCUUCCUGGGGAAAAAACAUGUUGAUUCAACCCUGGAUGUCUUAUUGAUGGAAGCCAUGAAGAAAUCCCUGAGGAUACAUCAGGAGAUCCAAGAGUUCCUGAAGUCAAAGAACAGAUCAAAGAAGAAACUCUCUGCGAUCCACUGCUCAGCUCUGGCCUACAUGCUGCAGAUGUCAGAGGAGGUUCUGGAUGAGUUGGACCUGCAGAAGUACAACACAUCAGAGGAGGGACGACUGAGACUAAUUCCAGCUGUGAGGAACUGCAGAAAGGCUCGGUAA
Molecule: messenger RNA, 1240 nt
Organism: Micropterus dolomieu (smallmouth bass)
Lineage: Eukaryota; Metazoa; Chordata; Actinopteri; Centrarchiformes; Centrarchidae
Product: tripartite motif-containing protein 26-like
Exons: 8
Coding region: 116-1240 (374 amino acids)
Source: RefSeq, a predicted model, not a curated record